This is a messenger RNA of Dreissena polymorpha, 5206 nucleotides long. RefSeq names its product 2-acylglycerol O-acyltransferase 2-B-like. Gene Ontology annotation, biological process: triglyceride biosynthetic process. NCBI's taxonomy places the organism in Eukaryota, Metazoa, Mollusca, Bivalvia, Myida, Dreissenidae. The record is from RefSeq and is a predicted model, not a curated record. Gene Ontology annotation, cellular component: endoplasmic reticulum membrane. Bases 87 to 1106 code for a protein of 339 amino acids. Gene Ontology annotation, molecular function: diacylglycerol O-acyltransferase activity. The transcript is spliced from 8 exons.
AUCUCAGGGUCAAGGACUUCGCACAGAGAGUGAAGUCCGGUUUUUUUUGCAAAACAUGCGACAUUCUCGUGUCUGAGAGCAGAAAGAUGGUGAAAAUCCUAGGUGUAGAGUUUGCUCCCUUACGUGUUCCACUGGAGAGACGGAUUCAGACACUCUGCCUUAGCCAGUGGGUGUUGGUGUUCCUGUUUGGAGGGUUUGGCUGUCUGUUCCUGUGCAUCUAUCUACUGUUCACACGGUUCUACUGGAUCCCUCUCCUAUAUGCUGUAUGGUAUCUACUGGAUAGAAAGACAUCAGAGACUGGAGGGAAUGCCAUAUCAUGGAUUCGCUACAACGUUGUCUGGCGUAAGAUGGGCGAAUACUUUCCUGCCAAACUGCAUAAAACUGCUGACUUAGAUCCACGGAAAAGCUAUGUAUUUGGUCUGCAUCCUCAUGGGAUUAUGCACAUCAGUGGUUUCCUAUCGUUUGCCACAGAGGCGACAGGCUUUAGCGAGCUGUUUCCAGGCUUGUUCCCCCACUUGGCCAUUCUUCACGGACAGUUCCAGUUCCCCUUCUACCGGGACUACCUCAUGACUGCUGGAAUGUGCUCAGUGAGUCGCAACAGCUUCAACUGGAUGUUGAACCGCCCGGGUCACUGUGCCUGUGUCGUGGUGGGUGGGGCAAUGGAGGCCCUCGAGUCAAAACCGGGCUCCCUUAAUCUGGUGCUAAUGAAGAGAAAGGGGUUCAUAAAACAGGCCCUAAUCCAUGGAGCCUCACUCGUGCCAGUGUUCAGCUUUGGUGAAAAUGAUGUAUAUGAGCAAGUGGACAACCCUGAUGGCUCAUUCCUGAAGAGGUUACAGCUAUUCCUCACGCAUCGGGUGUUUGGGUUCUCACUGCCAAUCAUCAGGGGACGUGGAAUAUUCAACUACACCUUUGGUGUCUUCCCUCAUCGGCGACCACUGAAUACAGUUGUUGGUGCGCCAAUCGACGUUGAGAAGACUGAUGAGCCCACACAGGAGCAGAUUGACUCGCUGCAUGAGAGAUAUGUGCGGGGCCUUAAGGAGAUGUUUAACAGCAACAAGACCAAGUUUGGCUUCAGCGAAGACGCAAAACUGAACUUCAUUGGUUGAGUUCAGGACCUUUGACUACAUUUUAGCAGCAGCAGCAGCAGUCUUCAACUAAAAUUUACCUUCAUUGUUUGAGUUCACAAAUGCUGGCUAAACAGAAGAAUGGAAUCAAAAUUAAUAUUUACCUCCAUAUUUGUUAGAUUUGAAAGCAUAUGUACUUGCCUGAACAUGAUCUUUUUUAACUUGACACAUUCCAGUUUGAAUUUUAUUAUUCUGUAAAUAUGUUAAAAUCAUCAGUAAGUGUAAGAACUUAGUUUAAAUUUUGUUAUACCGUUAAUAUGAUAAAAUCAUCAGAAAGUGUAAUAACUUAUUUAUGUAGAACAUAUAGGAUCUGGUACGAGUUGUCAUAUCAUACCAUAUUUUAUUAAACAAGUUCAGGAAGUUUGUUAGUAAACGAGCCUUUGGCAAGCUUACUAACGAAUUUCCUGGACAAGUUUAAUAAAAGAUGGUAUGAAAUGACAACAAGUGUCAGAUCUUUUUUAUCUCAUGCUUUUAAAGGAUCAAAUUAAAUAAAUAUUUACGCAAGCAUAAUGAUAAAUCCCAAAUGUUGUUUAGAUUUCGUGACAUCAUUUGACGUUGCAUUGUCAUUUCAUCAAAAUAACAAAAUGAGAUUGGUCAAUCAAACAAAAAUAAGCCAAUGAAAACGCUUAAAAAAGUAUAUAACACAUGUGUUAGAUAAAAAUAUUCGUAAUGGUUAUAUUACAUGGGAAACAGGGUAGGGCAUGUGAUAAAAUGAAUUUUGCUACAUCAAAGCACACAAGUUUAUUUGCUUUUAUAUAAAUAUGUUUGAAAACAGAAGCAGAAACAGAAGCAACAUAUUGUCAUCAAACAAUGUCUUUAGAUGAACUUAGAAGCUUUAAUGGUCUCUUUGUGUUAUUGAUUGGAGUUUAUCAAACAGCAGAACAACCAACAGCAUCUGAUUUUGUAGCAACAGAACCAACACCCAUAGUGCUUUGGUGACAGAGUGUUCCAUUUUAUUUAAAAUAAUUGAUAUAUCAAGGCAAAAUAAUGAAUAGUGUUGCAAAAGUCUUCAAAAGUUACAGCGAUCCGUUGCAUUGCAUGACUGUAAAAAAACAAUAGUUUUUGUGUGACACUAUUAUUUAUGGAUUUUCUAGGGUCCAUUUAUUUAAGAAAUCAAAUAUUCAACGAAACUUUACUUCUAAAGUCCUAUAUAGGAUGUAAUAAAAAAAUAAAGAAUUUAAGAUUCAAAGGCUCAAUUUUGAGGAAUAUACAAAAUUUCAUGUCAAUAAAACUCGAAUGAAUCAACAGUUUUCCAUUGUUUUAUAAAUUUAUGAAUAAAAACAGCAGAGUCAGGAAAAUUUAUCAGCAGCAAAGAAUAUAUGCCUAAAUUACUGUUAUUUACUGUUAUUGUCAUUAAACUCAAACAACCAUCUAAACUGACUAUUCCAAUUGGAAACAAUUCAAGCUUAAAAUCUACCGGGGUAUGUUGAUAGAGUUCACAUGUAUUGGUUUAAUUAAUCUUGCACUCUUGCUAUAUGUUACUUUUAGAGAAAUAAUGGCUAGCAGAGAGCAGCCAGGAUCAAUAAAUUGUUAACUUGUGAACAUCAUGAAAAGUGCUGCCUUAUUUUUUGUCUGUUUUUUGUCAACAAUAGUACCAUUUUAAAAGUCUUGUUUUGUAGCUUUAAAUCUGCCAAAGACGUCGUUGAAAUAUUGUAUAUACAUUAAAACUUAGUGUUGCCAAAAAUCUUGCUUUAACAUUUUGUUAAUUUUAAAUCUUAAUAAUUGAAAAUGUGUGAGUUGAUAUGACAAUUGCUCAAUAUUUAUAAUUAAAUAAUUUGUCAAUAAAUGUUCAUGGUUAGUUUAUAAUCCUUAAUGCAGACCAAAGAUCUAUUAAUAUACCAAGAUAAGAAUCAUCAAUGAGGUCAAGAAGGAAAUCCUGUUAAUUGUCCAAGCCCGAGAGUUGACUAUGUGAUUUCCAGUGGCGCAGAAAUUAAACAGAAAUGGCAGCCAUCUUGUUCAAAGAUCUAUAUAUUAAUAGAUCUUUGUGCAGACCUAUUAUUUGCAUUUUUUAUCAAGAAAUACAUUUUUUUCUUUAAUUACAUAUCAUUUUAUCAAUUCGGAAAUUUGAGAAUAUGAAUUGCUGGUGAUAAUUUCCCUUACAGUAGUUAUUUCAUAUUCAUAAUCAUGUAAAUCUGUAUGUAUUCACCAUUUGCAUUUUUGUCUUAUGAUAUCGAUUGAAGAAUGUCUUACCUAAAAUCUGUGAUAAUUAAAUCAUUGUGAAUUCAUAAAAUGUUAAAUUGAUUCGAUAUCAACCUCAAAUUCCAUUGUGUUUCAUUAUGAAAGGAAUAUCUGAUAUGUAUACUAUACUUUAUUGCGCAAUAGAUACUUCUUGUCAUUUAGCUUAUAACCUUGGCUAGUCAAUAGUUAUUUUUUAUGUGUUUGUAUCAUGAUUCAGAUAUAUUUUUUAUAAUAUCAAUGAUUUUUCAAGCAAAUUUUAAUUGAAAUAUUAACUGUGAAAAAUUUAAACAAAUUCUACAACAUUAACCAUUAAUCAGAACAUCAAAAUGCCAUUUAUUCAUUAUACGUUAUUGAUAUGUUAUAGAUUGCUAGUUGCUGUAGCAGGUGUUUCCAUUGUUUUUUAUGUUAACAGUAUACUUGUUAAGUUUGUAUUGCACACAUAUUUAUGUAAUGCACUUUUUCUUGAUAUCUUGCCAUCCUGUUUUCAUUUACUAGUAUAUUGCAUUGAUUCAUGUUUUUAUAUGGUAUCCAUUAAUUGUCUUUCCUGAGGCAGAGUAGAUUGCUAGGAUGGUUGUUUUACACUGCAAACGUUUGAUAAUCAGCUAAUUUUCAAUAAACCUAAGUUAAUUCCUUUCAAUUACAUGAAAUAGGCAUUUUACUGUUUGGUUAGUCUUUUACUUAGUUUGUUUGUAAAGAUCUUUUAGGGCUAUACAUUUCUGUUAAGUUUAAUCACCCCCCCCCCCACAAUAAAAAAAAAGAAAUGAUUAAAAAUAAAAUAAAAAGGUACCCAACGAACAAUUAAAACUACAACAACAGAUUUUAAACUUUGUUAAAAGAACUGUUCUUGUCUCACCAGACGUUUACCAAAAAUGAUGAUAGUUUUGUACUACUAAGGCAAGUUGUAUAAAACAAAUUACCAGAAACUGUAGAGUUAUAGAUCUUCAUAUAUCUCCAAUAUGGAAAGGGGGAAUACCUGCUUUACAAUCUUCUCUCGGCAUUGUCUUUUGUCUUUUACUUGUCAAUUUGCAAAAACAUAUUGAAAAAAACUUUCAUAAAUGAUCAAUCAAUACAGAUUGGGGGUGCCUUUGUAUCAAACGUCCUACUGGUACAUGUAUCUUUAAAUUAUAUUUGGAGUAAUUUUUCAGGGAUUUUUUGAUGACAUGUUUGUAAAAAAUGCAUUCAGACAGACAUCUUAAACUAUCAUAUUACCCCGUAGUUAUUGGAGGGAAAACUAUUUGAAACCAUUGUCAAUGCUUUAUUGUUGUUUAAUGCGUUUGUAUGAUUUUGUUAAUUAUGACUAUUUUUGAGCACCCUGUAGUGAGACAGGUGUGUCGGUUCUGAUGUAUUGGUGCUAUAAUGUACAGUUCUGUUUCUAGUCCCUUAGUUAACAAUGUUAUGCCUCUAUAGAUGCUUAUAUACGCAUGCUUCACUUGAUUGUAAUGAUUAUGUUAUUGAGUUUCGUUUAGAGUGAUUCAGAAUCAAGUUGUGUUGCUGUAAGUCUGGAGUAUAAAUGAGCCAGGCUCAGUGAAAACGGGGGUUUAUUAGCAGGCAUAAAGUGUCGUCUCAGAUUAGCCUGUGCAGACCACACAGGCUAAUCAGGGACAACACUGCCUGAACUUGAUUUUUGCUAAGAAGAUACUUUCUGUAAACGAAAAAUAUCAUUAAAGUGGAUAGUGUCAUCCCUGAUAAGCCUGUGCAGUCUGUGGGACGGCAUUUUGCACACAUGCAUUAAACCCCCUUUUCAUAAAACACGGUCCAAAUAUUUGAUAUCAAUCAAAAGAAAGUUUAUAUGUGUCAUAUUGUAAAAUAGCAGGGUAGUCACUGUAGUGAAACUGUUUAUAUAUUUUUUAGAAGAUCAUCAGCUUCAAAAUAUUUCAAAGGACAUAAUAAAUUAACUAAAACAA